CUUAUGAUUUGCAAAUCACUUGGUUUAUUUUUGUUUAAAUUCUAUAUUCCUAUUAUGUAGAUUGUUAAGCCAAUAAAAAAGCAAUGCAAAUAUUUUUAUAUAUCUGUGUUGAAGAUAUUUGGCUAAAUAGAAUCUAAAUUGGGCAUAAAUUUCCUAUUGAUUAGGACUUAUAUUAAAUCAGUUUAGAAACAUACUAAAUAUAACCAUUUAUUAUAAUUUUAUUUAAUUUAAUUUUUAAAAACCUAAUAUAGAAACAAGUAUGUAAGAUUUUGUUAUUUUUAAUUAAUAUUAUACUUUAUUUUUAUCAUUCUAUUUUUAUCUUAAUGA
Messenger RNA from Paramecium sonneborni, 327 nucleotides. Lineage: Eukaryota; Ciliophora; Oligohymenophorea; Peniculida; Parameciidae. The record is from the annotation of a GenBank genome assembly.